This is a messenger RNA of Liolophura sinensis, 1281 nucleotides long. Its product is annotated as prothoracicostatic peptides-like. NCBI's taxonomy places the organism in Eukaryota, Metazoa, Mollusca, Polyplacophora, Chitonida, Chitonidae. Gene Ontology annotation, molecular function: calcium ion binding. The transcript has 3 exons. The coding region runs from base 238 to 843 and encodes 201 amino acids. The record is from RefSeq and is a predicted model, not a curated record.
AUUAGGCCUGAUCGAACAUAGUUUUUGUCUCCUAUUUACGCUUGGAACGGAAAUGCUGUGAACCCAGCCGGACAUGUGUUCUCUGGAAGGGGUGCUAGUACAUAAACCGUGUUAGACAAAUCGGUUAUCAGAUCAGAGUUCGGAACCAGGGGCGUCGGCAGGUGGUUGCAUCUACCUUCCACAUUAUCUUCUAGAUUCCACUAUAUUAACAGGCAAUACAAAAGCGAAGUUAUCAAGAUGAGGGGGCCCCAGGACCUGGUCAUGUAUGCAGCUUUGCUUACCCUAUGUGGUCUAUGCCUUCUACUCAGUGAUAGGACUGUGUAUUGCAAAGCGGUUUCAGAUGAAAGCAUCGACAGAGACGCUCUUGAUAUAAAGAAUUUGGAUGGACUUGAAAAACCAUCGAGCGCAAAGAUUGAGGAAAAGAGAAAGUGGGCUGAUUAUGCCACAUGGGGCAAAAGGAAGUGGGAAGGGGUUCCAACUUGGGGCAAACGUUGGUCCGAAGGUUUGACCACUUGGGGAAAACGAGCUGAUGACCACAACCAGGCAAAACGACAGUGGAAUCAAUUCGUAACGUGGGGCAAGAGAAGCUCAGCUGACGAUAAACGCAAGGAUUGGUCCUCUUUUUCUACUUGGGGUAAAAGAGGGAAAUGGUCAGGUUUUAACACAUGGGGAAAACGUGAUGUUAACACGGAUGCCUUGGAGAAUGCCAUCACGGAAAGAGUUAUCAACCGUUUCGAUGACGACGGUGACCAUGGACUCAACAGAGAUGAAAUGCUGGCCUUUGUUAACUGGCUACGCGUGACGGGGGGAGAAAGUCCGUCCCUGGACGGCUUUAACAACUAGACGCCUUGGCCCCCACCGAGGACUGUGUGAAAUCUACUGGAGGCGAUUCCCCCAAUAACAGACUCAGAUGGUGGGCAAACAGCGGCUAAUAGCAUUUACAUCUCCAUGGUCGAGAAUCUAAAGUACUUCUUGGCACGAAAAUGCUGUCAUUUAUGAAAUACUUCUAACUUCAUGCGAUUUUCAACCAGAUACUACUACGUGGCAAAUGCUGAACUGGCUUAUUAUUUGGGCAUCUGUUUCUGUUUACUUAUUACUAGUAUACCAUGUGUUUUCUGAUAAAGCGUUCAUUGAACGCCAUCAAAGCUUUACCUGGCAGUUUCUUUUCAUUCUGCCAUCACAUGACCUGCACCAGACUGACAUAGUGAAGAUUCUGAGCUUGACUUCGGUAACAUUUUUGUUACAUAAUAUUAUUUUUAGACAAUAAAGGUACCAUGUUUA